Ailuropoda melanoleuca (giant panda) is the source of this 6507-nucleotide messenger RNA. RefSeq names its product glycerol-3-phosphate acyltransferase, mitochondrial (gene GPAM). The transcript has 21 exons. The record is from RefSeq and is a predicted model, not a curated record. Bases 470 to 2953 code for a protein of 827 amino acids. NCBI's taxonomy places the organism in Eukaryota, Metazoa, Chordata, Mammalia, Carnivora, Ursidae. Gene Ontology annotation, cellular component: mitochondrial membrane; plasma membrane. Gene Ontology annotation, biological process: fatty acid metabolic process; phospholipid biosynthetic process; glycerol-3-phosphate metabolic process. Gene Ontology annotation, molecular function: glycerol-3-phosphate O-acyltransferase activity.
AGAGUAACCAUUCUUUCAGGCAUUCACACUCCAUUAUUGGCCCCAUCGGCCCCCUGGUGUGCACACUUUCUACUCCCAUCGGCACGCAGAGCCCGGGAGCCGCCCCCCGCCCCCCAGGGACCGUCCCCCCGCCCGGGGCCGGCGGACUCGCCGCGGCUCGGCUCACUGGCGGGCGCUGGUUGCGUCAUCGGGACGCGACAUUGCAGCAACACCGGUGGAGACUUGAAGUGCCGGCAGCUGCAGGAGCGGAAGCCGGAGCCGGCUGAGCUGCCCGGUGCGCACCGCGAGGGCGAGAGCGGCUGCGGGACGCUGCUCGGGCCCGGAGCACCGCGACAGGUGCGUCGUCGCUCUCUCCGCUGGACCCGGCGCGACGCCGGCAGGUUGUCUAACUCCCCGGAGCUCCAGGAUUCGCCCUGAGAAAUGGGCCCGGCUCGUGCCGGCACAUGAUUUGGGAGUUACCUCUUGUGACAUGGAUGAAUCUGCACUGACCCUUGGCACAAUAGAUGUUUCUUAUCUGCCAAAUUCAUCAGAAUACAGUGUUGGUCGAUGUAAACAUGCAAAUGAGGAAUGGGGUGAAUGUGGUUUCAGACCUACUGUCUUCAGAUCUGCAACCUUAAAAUGGAAAGAAAGCCUAAUGAGCCGGAAAAGGCCAUUUGUCGGAAGAUGUUGUUAUUCCUGUACUCCUCAGAGCUGGGAUAAGUUUUUCAACUCCAGUAUCCCAUCUUUGGGUUUGCGGAAUGUUAUUUAUAUCAAUGAAACUCACACAAGGCACCGAGGAUGGCUUGCAAGACGUCUUUCUUAUGUGCUUUUUGUUCAAGAGCGAGAUGUCCAUAAAGGCUUGUUUGCCACCAGUGUGGCUGAAAAUGUACUGAACAGCAGUAGAGUACAAGAGGCAAUUGCACAAGUGGCUGUUGAAUUAAACCCCGAUGGUUCUGCUCAGCAGCAGUCAAAAGCCAUCAAUAAAGUGAAAAAGAAAGCCAAGAGGAUCCUUCAAGAAAUGGUUGCCACUGUCUCACCAACAAUGAUCAGACUGACGGGAUGGGUGCUGCUCAAAUUGUUCAACAGCUUUUUUUGGAAUAUUCAGAUUCAUAAAGGCCAACUUGAGAUGGUUAAAGCUGCAACUGAGAUGAAUUUGCCACUUAUAUUUCUACCAGUUCACAGAUCACAUAUUGACUAUCUUCUGCUGACUUUCAUUCUCUUCUGCCAUAACAUCAAAGCACCGUACAUUGCUUCAGGCAACAAUCUUAACAUUCCCAUUUUUAGUACCUUGAUCCAUAAACUUGGGGGCUUUUUCAUACGACGGAGGCUUGAUGAAACGCCAGAUGGACGGAAGGAUAUUCUCUAUAGAGCUUUGCUCCAUGGGCAUAUAGUGGAACUACUUCGACAGCAGCAGUUCUUAGAGAUUUUUCUGGAAGGCACACGGUCUAGGAGUGGGAAAACCUCCUGUGCUCGGGCAGGACUUUUGUCUGUUGUGGUAGAUACUUUGUCUACGAAUACCAUCCCAGACAUCUUGAUAAUACCUGUUGGAAUCUCCUAUGAUCGUAUUAUCGAAGGUCACUACAAUGGCGAACAGCUGGGAAAACCUAAGAAGAAUGAGAGCCUUUGGAGUGUAGCUAGAGGAGUUAUCAGAAUGUUACGAAAAAACUAUGGAUGUGUCAGAGUGGAUUUUGCACAACCAUUUUCCUUAAAGGAAUAUUUAGAAAGCCAGCGUCAGAAGCCUGUAUCUGCUCCCCUCUCCCUGGAACAGGCGUUGUUACCAGCUAUACUUCCUCUACGACCCAGCGAUGCUGAUGAAGGUGCAGACACGUCCGUUAAUGAGUCCAGAAAUGCAACAGAUGAAGCCUUACGAAGGAGACUGAUUGCAAAUCUGGCUGAGCAUGUUCUGUUCACUGCUAGCAAGUCCUGUGCCAUUAUGUCCACACACAUCGUGGCCUGCCUGCUUCUCUACAGACACAGGCAGGGAAUUGAUCUCUCCACAUUGGUGGAGGACUUCUUUGUGAUGAAGGAGGAAGUCCUGGCUCGUGAUUUUGACCUGGGCUUCUCAGGAAACUCCGAAGAUGUAGUCAUGCACGCCAUACAGCUGCUGGGAAAUUGUGUCACAAUCACCCACACCAGCAGGAACGAUGAGUUUUUUAUUACUCCCAGCACAACUGUCCCGUCAGUCUUUGAACUCAAUUUCUACAGCAAUGGGGUGCUCCAUGUCUUCAUCAUGGAGGCCAUCAUAGCCUGCAGCCUUUACGCAGUUCUGAACAAGAGGGGCUCGGGAGGGCCUGCGGGGCCGUCCCCCAGCUUGGUCAGCCAGGAGCAGCUGGUGCGGAAGGCCGCCAGCCUGUGCUACCUGCUGUCCAACGAAGGCACCAUAUCGCUCCCCUGCCAGACGUUUUACCAAAUUUGCCAUGAAACAGUAGGAAGGUUUAUCCAGUAUGGCAUUCUCGUAGUGGCAGAGCAAGAUGACCAGGAAGAUAUUAGUCCUGGUCUUGCUGAGCAGCAGUGGGACAAGAAGCUUCCUGAGCCUUUGUCUUGGAGGAGUGACGAAGAAGAUGAAGACAGUGACUUUGGUGAGGAGCAGCGAGAUUGCUACCUGAAGGUGAGCCAGUCCAAGGAGCACCAGCAGUUCAUCACCUUCUUACAGAGGCUUCUCGGGCCUUUGCUGGAGGCCUACAGCUCCGCCGCCAUCUUCGUGCACAACUUCAGCGGUCCGGUUCCCGAGCCUGAGUAUCUGCAGAAGUUGCACAAGUACCUGGUCACCAGAACGGAGCGAAGCGUUGCCGUAUACGCUGAGAGUGCCACGUACUGCCUUGUGAAGAAUGCUGUGAAAAUGUUUAAGGAUAUCGGGGUUUUCAAAGAGACCAAACAAAAGAGAGUGUCUGUUUUAGAACUCAGCAGCACGUUUCUACCUCAGGGCAACCGGCAAAAGCUCCUCGAGUACAUUCUGAGUUUCGUGGUGCUAUAGGUCACUCCUAGGACCUCUGGCAAGUGGGGGGCCUCGGACGAGUCCCUCGCGGGCUCCGGCCUCUGGCUCGCGAGCUGAAGGUGCCGGAGUGUGGGCAGGCCUGCCCUGUCCUGCUGUGACGUGCUGGAAGACAAGUGCCUUCCCCCCCACGGGGCUGUGCUUACCCCUACUCCGAGAUGACACGGCGGUGUCCGUGUGGCGCUUGGGGGCCCCUGGCCUCCGCUUGCAACUCGUCGUCGGUAGAUGACACAGUGAAAUCUCAAAAAAUUAUUUUGAUGUUUAUCAAAGAUUUCCCUUGUAAGUAUAACCGUUAAGGACUAAGUUACUGUGAUGGGCACAAAAAUGUAGAUUCAUUCUAGAACCGAAUCUUAUGUAGCACACUUAAUACUGUCAGAUAAUUUGUCGGUAUAUUUUCUGAUUAACGGUUAAUGCUUCCUUUAAACAUAAUUGAGUCAUCCGUUCACUGUUUUUUUGUUUUGUUUUGUUUUUUUAGUUUUAUCUUUGUCAAUAGUAGCUAAAUUUUAAAGGGGACACCUUUCAUCCCAAAGUGCUUUACAAACGAAUGGGCUGAUCUGUAUCACAUCCAGGUAUCACUGUGCUGUCCUUUGCAGUCAGAUUUAGAAAGUGUUUGAAGAGCUACCUGAAAACACAAUAUUAGUUUAGGUCAGAAAUAGAGCUAAUGGGAUCAAACAGUUAACAUCAGGAGGUAAAUUUGGCCAGAACACAGACUUUGAACUUUUGCUCAUAUAAAAAAGUGCCGUUGAGUUUUAAAUGACCAGCAAGUAUUUAGGAGCGACUCCUGUUUCAUGUCUGUACCCCUUCGCGCCCCUCAGGUGGCACCUGCCUCUCACAGGUACAGCGGUUUCUGGGAGGUUCUCGGUAGACUGCGUGAGUGGGAAGUGCUGUGGCUAGAGGCUGCUGACCCGGGGCUCUCACGUACCGUGUACAGGUUGCACCCUGCAGCCAGUCUGUGUGACUGGGGCCCUCUCAAAUUGUGUGGCGUACAGCCGUGUGCCACGUGGGUGGUAGCCCUGUCGACUGCUCAGUGGUUGGAGGCAGUUCGUGAUUCUUAGCUGUGAGGAAAAACCAUGGUUUUCUAAAAACGUGUAUGGGUUACAUGCCUAAACCCAAUGCCACAUAGUGGCAAAUUAUUAUGAAAAAUUGUCCGUUCAUAAUGGGUACGUGCCUUCUUAUGAGCAGGGGGCAUAACUGUUCAUUGUAAUUAUGGUGAUUUCAUAAAGAUCAUGUGAUAUUGAAACAUUUUCUAACAGCUUAUUCCUUCUCUCCACGGUUAUUACGGAAUUAGGAAUUUUUCCUGAUGAAUAUUGUGUAUAGUCUUUGAAUGGAAAGUACUGAGAAUUAAGUUUGUACUUUUAUAAGCUUGGACUUGAAACACUAAUGGUAUCUCAUGGAUAUCCUGUGUCUGUCGGGAACUGAGUGGUAUCACGUCAUAUGAAGGAUCUCGUCUGAAACUCAUAGCAAUAAUGCUGAGCUGGUAUGAGCUUUUUCCAGUCUUCUCAAAUUCCAUGUUUAAAAUCUAUUUGUUCUUUAUAGGAAUUCACAUACCCUUAAGCCACUGUCAGUGUUGUCACGGCCCUGGUGUGGAGCAGGGUCUCUGCCUGGUAUCCCUCCAUUGCACAGACGGGGGGGGACAGAGGAACACUUCUUCUAUUGGCUGGAGCUGUGCAUGUGGGGGAACACCCAGGGAGACUUAUUUAUCCCCGGGGGUGUUCCUUUCCUGGGCGGGCAGUCACUACACUAAUCUCUCUCAUUCUCCCUCUAGAUUACAGAUCAUGGGUUGCUCACGUUCUCUCUUAGCUACCUGGGAAGUCAAGGUUGGGACUGAUUUCGAGUGGUCUGUGCUGUCCCACCUGUGACUUCUGCUAAGAGCUGCCGCUUUGCCAGCCUGAGCAGGGAACAGUGGCUUCCCUGGCUUUAUUUUCCUUUUCCGUUGGUUCGUUUUCUAGAAAUAUAAUCAGAUGCUUUGGGGAAUGCAAUGUAUGAUUUGCUAGCUCUCUUGCAACUUCACUCACUGUGAGAAUAAAUAUGCAUGCUUUUUGUAAUUAACUGGUGCUUUGAAAACCUUUUUUAAGGAAGAAAAAUCUCAACCAAAGUUAUGCUCAUCCAGACAAGCUGACCCUGAGUUAAUUUUAGCACAACUCAUUCUUCAGUGCCUCAUUACUGAAAAAAACAUACAUCAUCACAGUAAGGCUUCCAGUUAGCACUGUUUUGCUUAAAGAUUUAUUCUCACUGUUUUCCAAAAGCGAAUGGCUUCCAUGUUAAGAUUAUACAAACUAGGUGCUUGUAAAUAAUUUAUUACAGUUUACUCUACUGCAUUUCUGUAAAACUGAAAUGCAUGCCCUCCAGGGGAAGACUGUGAGUCAAAUUAAAAAACAAACAAAAUCCAAUAAUAAGCACUAUGAAUCUGCACGCUUUCCAACCGAGAAUGUCCUAAGUGAUUUCAGAAAAGAGGAAGGAUUUUUUGCUCCCUUAAAUUUCAAGAAAAGCAAAGGGAAGGAACUCGUGUGAGACGUGUAGAACUAGUAAAAGAGAAAGUACUCCCAAGUCCUCCUUCUCAGAUCUGUUCAGUCUCUCGAAGUCAUGAGGAUGAGUGGAGAAAAUACAUCAGGUAUUGCCACGAAAUGUAGACACAGAGUGUGGAACUUCCCGGCACCUGAAGGGGAAAAGCAUUUCCCGUGGUUCUCCAUGGAACCUCAGUGUUCUGUGAGGUGUUCACAGGUGUCUUGUAGAAGACGUGUUGCUGGUAAAUGUGUACAUGGACCCUCUUUUUUAGAUACAGCGUGCUCUAGCUCGGUGUAGGCUCAGGGCGUGCCAGGCCCAAGCCUGUUUAACCCAGCGUUUCCCAACUGUUGUGACCCCAGGACCUCUUUCCUCCUUGGCGUCCCUAUGAACCUCUCACUAGUAUGCCAUGGAAAACAUUUUGGGAAGCGCUACGUUCGAUAGUUCUGUAAGGGGACAAAACAAGACGGCAGGGAGGCAGAAUUUGCAGGCAUUUUGUACGAUCACCUGUUAUAGUUAGUGGAUGUAUGUUUCCCCCCCUGGAGAUGAUAAGCACAGAAAACUGUAAUAUAGGAGGUCAGGUCUCUUUCCUUUGAUGGAGAGAUCAGCCGUCCAUGAUCCUGGGUUUUUCCCUGAAAGUAAUUAACACAAGGAUUAACUGGGGUAAAUAAUUAAAAUUUUAAUACAGAUCUAGAAGAAAAUAUUCACAACUGAAUGCAGAUUUUUAUCCACAGAUAGUUCUAGUGUUUAGAAAUGAUAAGACCUAUCAUUGAAGUUUAUAAGACUUAAUUUGGAUGUAAAUCUGUUUUUUAAAACACUCUUUUUAGGAACUUGAGACUUGGCAUCUGGCGUUCUAGUUUAAUACUAACUAAUGAUUGCAUUUGACAGAAUUUUGACUUUAUUUCUAAACAUCUGAAUCUCUGAAAUGCCUUGAUGGAAGGUGUUAUUUUCCUGUUGUACAAAGAAAUGUUAAAUUGUUGUAAAAAGAAUUACUAUAAAGUACUGUGAAAUAAAGCGUGAUUUUGUUAGUGAAA